Camelina sativa (false flax) is the source of this 693-nucleotide messenger RNA. The record is from RefSeq and is a predicted model, not a curated record. NCBI's taxonomy places the organism in Eukaryota, Viridiplantae, Streptophyta, Magnoliopsida, Brassicales, Brassicaceae.
AUGGGGAAUCAAGCUGAUAAGAAGUUCACUUGGGUGAUUAAGAAAUUCUCCUCUUUUGCAUAUCGUAGUGAAAUUUAUUCUGAUAUAUUCGUGGCGGGUGGCUGCAAAUGGCGUCUACUCGCCUUUCCCAAGGGAAAUAAUAGUGACUUUAUGUGUAGUUACUUCUCUCUAUAUCUAUUUGUUCCUAAUUCUGAGUCUUUGCCUUCCGGAUGGAGUAGACACGCUAAAUUUUCAUUUACUAUGGUAAAUCAAAUUCCUGAAGGACUCUCCCAACUGCGAGAAGCAGAAUACUGGUUUGAUCAAGAGAACACAAUCAUGGGUUUUCAGUACAUGUUUCGCCUUGCGGAGUUUAAAGGCAGCGAUAAAGGUCUUCUGGUAAAUGGAGAAGUCAAAAUUGUCGCAGAAGUAGAUGUUCUUGAAGUUAUUGGUACACUAGAUGUACCACCAGAGAAACCAAAAAGCAUUGAUAUCAAUGGGUUUCAAGUCCCUUCUUCACAGGUAGAAUCUGUGUACAGUCUGGUGAACGCAUAUUCUACACUGCGAUUCGUGAGAAAAGCAAGGAUUAAUUAUGAUUGGUUGGAGAAGAAACUGAAAGAGACUGGUAAGACUCGGCUGCAAGAAAUUGAGCAAGAGUUGAAGGACUUGAGGGUGAAGUGUGCAGACAUGGAGGCUCUGCUUGAAUUCUUACGAUGA